Messenger RNA from Hydractinia symbiolongicarpus, 1519 nucleotides. RefSeq lists its product as uncharacterized. Lineage: Eukaryota; Metazoa; Cnidaria; Hydrozoa; Anthoathecata; Hydractiniidae. The record is from RefSeq and is a predicted model, not a curated record. The transcript is spliced from 3 exons. The coding region runs from base 782 to 1090 and encodes 102 amino acids.
UGACGGUUGUUUUCUCUAUUUUAAGCUGUUUAUCAUUUACCCUGAGCUUUACAUGUUGCAAUCGUUUUCAGUCUUUCAGUGGGUUUUAUUUUUUUCUAUUGUAUUUCUACCUCUCAAUGGCAAAAAGGGCAGAUAUAUCUCUGUUAAAAUAUUACAGCUAGCAUAAUUAAAAGUUUAUUUAUACAGGCAAAGAUUUCUUAAAAAAGCUUUUUCUUGGCUAAUAGAGAGAGGUGAAGAAGGGUAAUGAGUAUGCCUAAUACGUUUCCAGAUUUUUAGAUUUUUUUCAGCGUUUCUGGCUGAAACAUGCAAAGACCUCUCCAAAGCGGAAAUGAAAAUAUGCAACAAACCACUAAAAAUAAGGCCAAAGAAAUAACGACUCAAACCCGCGCAAGCUUACAACCACAAAACCACUUAUGUAUUAAUAUUUGGAAGAUUUAGGUCUAUACAGAACAUGGGAACCCAUUUAAAGAUACAGACAGAGAAGACGUUACGGAACAAAUUCAUAUGGAUAGAUUUAAAGACGUAUCAUUGUCGAUCAUUAAAACUGAUUUGACCACACAAUUAUGCUUAGGUGUUUUGACAAUGUCGCUUAUGCACAAAGUUUUUAAACAAACGUAUUUGGUGGACAUUUUCGUUAAUUAUAACAAAUCUUGGCAUUCAGACUCCGCGUCAAACCUGCCCCAACAUAACGCCCCCUUCCCACCCACAUAGCUCAUUGUUGUCAUAGCAAUAACAAUUUGACGUCAAAUUACUUCUAUAGUCAAUUCAAACAGCUUUAACGAUGAGUAAGGAGGCUGUGGAAAGUAGUUUAAAAAGUUCUUAUUCUCUCUGGACCUCAACGCCACAGCUAGUGAGUAUAAAAACAGCCAAUAAAAGCGCUACCCAGAUCAGUGGCGAAAGGUCAUGGAUUGAAACAAUGAAAAGAGACACGAAAAGUUUCAGUUACUUCCAAACCAACUCCGUUUCUAUAUAUGGAGGUUGUUUAAAACAUCAUCAUUGGUUAUCCUCUCCAGAGAUCGUGCCGUCUAACGAUAAUUCAUCAAUAGAUGCUUCCAAGAAAUCUCCUAGUCAAGCAAAAGGAUAUUUGUGAUAAGCUGGUUAAAUAUGUGAAAAUACAUUCCUUCGAAUAACCAUUUGUCAUUUUUAUUGAUUAUAGAUUAUUGAUUGAUGCAUAUUCAGAUUCUAGGGUAAAUAUUGGUGAAUGUCCAUCCUCUAUUCUCUAUGUUCUAUGCUGUUUAAAUCUAUAAAAUUUUCUGAUCUGUUUCAAUGAAUCAGAAGCGCAAAAACACUCGAGACACCCGUCUGACAUUCUCCUAUCACAGUUUUUUAUCGAAAAGCUUACAAACCCGGAAGCGGUUUAAAAUGUAUUUAAAUGUAGUCAAAUGUCACUUGUUGGCUGUCAAUAAACAAAGGCAUAAAAGCUGAAAUUGAAGGAUAGAACCGUAUUAAUCUUUGCUUUUCUCCUGAAAUAUAUUUGCUAGAUAACACUAAAUUUCUUUUAAAACUUAAAUGUCGUCUC